CAGAGAUGCCCUAACGGUGCGAGUGGGUUUCGGAGCAACCCUGAGGACCUGAAGAAAACUUGCUACCGAGAAGGACAUUUUGAAGGUUUUGUUGGCUGGAAGAGGUAUCUCAGGAAUCCCACUCCCAGAUCUUUCUCGAAGAUUUGAAAAGAAUUAGAUUAGGGGCAUGGGGUCACAGAAGGUCACCCCAUCUCUGAUCUUCGCCAUUGCCAUUGCUACGAUUGGCUCUUUCCAGUUCGGCUACAACACUGGAGUCAUCAAUGCUCCUGAGGCGAUCAUAAAGGACUUUCUCAAUUACACUUUGGAAGAGAGGCUAGAAAAUCUUCCCUCAGAUGUGUUGCUCACAUCCCUCUGGUCCUUGUCUGUGGCCAUCUUCUCCGUUGGUGGUAUGAUUGGCUCCUUUUCCGUCGGACUGUUUGUCAACCGCUUUGGCAGGCGCAAUUCAAUGCUUAUUGUGAACCUGUUGGCCAUCGCUGGUGGCUGCCUCAUGGGGUUCUGUAAAGUAGCUGAGUCGUUUGAAAUGCUGAUCCUGGGCCGCUUGGUUAUUGGCAUCUUCUGUGGACUCUGCACUGGUUUUGUGCCCAUGUACAUUGGAGAGGUCUCUCCUACUGCCCUACGGGGUGCCUUUGGCACUCUCAACCAGCUGGGCAUUGUCAUCGGGAUCCUGGUGGCCCAGAUCUUUGGUCUGGAAGCCAUCUUGGGGUCGGAAGAGCUGUGGUCCGUGCUAUUAGGCUUCACCAUCAUUCCAGCUAUCCUACAAAGUGCAGCCCUUCCAUUUUGCCCUGAAAGUCCUAGAUUCUUGCUCAUUAACAGAAAGGAAGAGGAGAGUGCUAAGGAGAUCCUCCAACGGUUAUGGGGCACCCAGGAUGUGUCCCAGGAUAUCCAGGAGAUGAAAGAUGAGUCUGCCAGGAUGGCACAAGAAAAGCGUGUCACCGUGGUGGAGCUCUUUAGAGCACCCAGCUACCGACAGCCCAUCAUUAUUUCCAUCGUGCUCCAGCUGUCUCAGCAGCUCUCUGGAAUUAAUGCUGUGUUCUAUUACUCAACGGCAAUCUUCAAGGAUGCGGGUGUUGAGGAGCCAAUCUAUGCCACCAUCGGUGCGGGUGUGGUUAAUACCAUCUUCACUGUGGUUUCUCUGUUUCUGGUGGAAAGAGCAGGAAGAAGGACUCUACAUAUGAUAGGCCUUGGCGGGAUGGCUUUCUGUUCCGUCCUCAUGACUGUUUCUUUGUUACUAAAGGAUACAUAUUCAUGGAUGAGCUUUGUUUGUAUUGGGGCUAUCUUGGUCUUUGUGGCCUUCUUUGAAAUUGGACCAGGCCCCAUCCCUUGGUUUAUUGUGGCCGAACUCUUCAGCCAGGGACCCCGCCCAGCUGCAAUGGCAGUGGCUGGUUGUUCCAACUGGACCUCCAACUUUUUAGUUGGAUUGCUCUUCCCCUCUGCUGCAUUCUAUUUAGGAGCCUACGUUUUUAUUAUCUUCACUGGCUUCCUCGUUAUCUUCUUGGUCUUCACCUUCUUCAAAGUCCCUGAGACCCGUGGCAGGACUUUCGAGGAUAUCACACGGGCCUUUGAAGGGCAGGCUGCAGACAGAGCUGGGAAAGCCUCCAACAUGGAAAUGAACAGCGUCCAGCCUUUUAAGGAGUCCACCACCCAUGUCUAAGUCAUGCCUCCUUCCACCUCCCUCCCAACAUGGAAAAGCAACCUCUCCCUGACUGAGGGAGAGACCUCAUCAGGAUGAACCCAGGACUGCUUCUGGCUGCUGCUACUUGAUUCCUUUCUCAUCCCGCACACUCCGUGAGCACUCGGAUGAACACUCCAUGAGCACUCCAAAUGCUGGGGUUAGUUGGAUUCUCAAUGGCUUUUUAAAAUGUUUCAUUUCUUGGACAUUCUCUUCUGUUGAGGAGAGACCAAGUGAACCUACCUUCAUUUCAGGAGGCAUUGGCCGCUUGGCAUGUGACAACUUUGCCAGCUCUUCCUCCCUUAGGUUCUAAUAUUGCCCCACAAGGGCAUAUAGGGGAGGAAGAGUAAGGUGCAAUUCCCCCAACCUCAGACUUACCAGGAAGCAGAUGUACAUAAGAGUGUGGAAGGCAGAGGGGGAUCAAAUAAGAGCACCUUCCUCACUUCUGUACAGCUCUGCACAGCAAGUUAACUUGAGUUUUAUUUAUUUUACCUUCUGGUUUUAUUGCAUAAAUAUUUAUUUUUUUAAGUAUAAAGUAAUUUUACCAAAUAAUGAAAACAUAAGGAAAUUGAGGUUAGAGGGAGGUGUUUAAAGAGAGGUUAUAGAGAAGAUUUGAUGCUAGAGAGGUUAAGGUGCAAUAAGAAGGGGAGAAUUUAAGGAAAAAUGUUGCUCGAUAUUGGGGUUAUAUGAAGUGGUGCCUGAGGUUUGUAUGUUGCCCCUUAACAAUUUCUGUCCUUCACAUGGAAACUCUUUAAGUUUAAUUUCUCAGAAAAGUCAUGUGCCUGUAUAAAAAAAGCUACUGAUUUCUUUUGGAAUUUUUUUCUUUAUAGUUUAUAUGUAGUAUUACUUGAAAUGUGGGAUUAACUAAGAUGGGCAUUGUAGUUACUGGCGGUUGAUGAGUUCUAAUUUUGGAUGGAGUCCAGAAAAGGGAAAGUUGUUUCUAGAAAGCCUCUUCCCCCACACUGGACCAAACAACUCCUUCCCCUUGUUGUAGACUCAUGUAUUUUUUAAGUAAUCCCAUCACCCAUCUGGUGGGAGAGCCCUUCAAAUGGGAAACCUAAAAUAAUUGGUUCUUGGUAGAGGCUUAGUAUUUCUCCAUUUUGUUCUUUAGAGAUUUUAGGUGUUUUUGUUUUGUUUUAAUCUGUAGUUUAAAAGGAAUUCAGAGGCAAAUGUGAUAGCUAGCUUAGAAUUUGUAACCUCACCUCUGGGAGAGUAUUUUUCCUGAACGAUUAUUAUCUAGUUUAAGUAUGUUUUUGCUUUAGGGUUAUGGCAUGCUUGUCUGUGUCUUACCAUGUUACUGUGGUACUAUGUCAAGUACCCUUUGGGGACUUGAAUCUUUCCAGUAGAACACAGUUGAAAUAUUAUGAGUCAAUGUGCAGUGUAGCCCACACUUGAGAGUAUGAAUGUAUGUGCACUGUCACUUUGCUCUGGGUGGAAGUAGUUUGUUGGUGACUUGUUUCCUCUGUUCUUACAGCCUCCUUUUGGACAGAAUGUGUUAAAACUCACCCCCUCGUCCCUAGGUAUUUAAAUAACACUGCCUCUGCUGGGUGGAAUUUGUAUCCAGAACUUCAGAAUUCAGACUCAAUCUGACUGCCUUUCCAGGCAAUGAGGGGAGAACUUCCUAAAUACUGAGGUUGAGCGUGGAGGGCUCAGCCUCACGACAGAUCCAGACAAUGGGAAUAGGAAGGGAAGUGUGCACUCAGGACAUUGGCCUCUUGGGGGACCUGGAGAGGGACUUUGGGGGAAUGGGAGGCAUUCAUUUAAGGGGGUAAGAAACAAAUAUAAGACUUGCUUCUACCUCUGGAGCUUUUCAAAGGGUUAGAGGAGACGCAGGGAUUUCCUCCUGCCACAGGUCAUGGACACCUCUACUGUCAUCUCUGAGUUCUGCAGUAUUUUUACAAAUAGAGAUGGGACCCUGAUGACUCACUCUCUUCCAUUUUUCAUAUGUUGUUUCAGCUCCCUUUCUCUCCUUGGUACUUGCAUUUCAGAUCCUUUACCCAAACCCUUGUCAACAACAGUAUUUUAGUCUUCAGUUCUCACCAUUCCUUCUGGUCAUUGAACCUUUGGAUAAAACCUCAUGUAGCUAUGGAGCACGGUUUUGUUGGAAAAGGUGACUUUCCUCUAAAUGCACCUCUACUUCUGGCUCCUCAACUGGUGGGUUGGCAGUAAGGCAGGGUGGAAGUUUUCCCAUUUCUCGGUGACUAGAUUGUGAAUAUUUCUAUAUGGAUUUUCUAUUAAUGUUACUGUAGUUCUCUGUUUAAAAAUAAAAAUUCUGAAUGUACAUAUGA
Messenger RNA from Lemur catta (Ring-tailed lemur), 3957 nucleotides. RefSeq names its product solute carrier family 2 member 3 (gene SLC2A3). Gene Ontology annotation, cellular component: membrane. The coding region runs from base 167 to 1651 and encodes 494 amino acids. The record is from RefSeq and is a predicted model, not a curated record. Gene Ontology annotation, biological process: D-glucose transmembrane transport. Lineage: Eukaryota; Metazoa; Chordata; Mammalia; Primates; Lemuridae. The transcript has 10 exons.